Mercurialis annua (annual mercury) is the source of this 2042-nucleotide messenger RNA. RefSeq names its product AAA-ATPase ASD, mitochondrial-like. Gene Ontology annotation, molecular function: ATP binding; ATP hydrolysis activity. The transcript has a single exon. The record is from RefSeq and is a predicted model, not a curated record. Lineage: Eukaryota; Viridiplantae; Streptophyta; Magnoliopsida; Malpighiales; Euphorbiaceae. Bases 336 to 1865 code for a protein of 509 amino acids.
CGCUUUUAAUCUUUUGUGCUAAAGUAGAGGGACGAGAUAAACCUUUUUUGAAUUUGUAUCCAUCCAUGAGAAUGAAUUGUUAAUAAAUACUUCUGUUUCUUGCAAAUACUUAGACUGGUUAUUAUAAUUCUUGCUUUUACUUUACCCACUCUUUCUCCUUUUCUCCUAAUGCUUUAAAUUAGCUUAAUGCAAACCCAUCAAGAUCCUUCCUUGCAUUAGCCUAUAGAAAAACAAGAACACCAAAACAAACACCAAAGCAAGAACUCAAGCAAUUCGAAUCAUACCCUCAUUGUCAAUUUGCAUUUUAGCUUAUACCCAGAAAGCCAAAACAGUUGAUGAUGAUGAUAUUAGCACCACAAACAAUGGCUGAGAUGUGGGCAACAAUGGGGUCAACAAUAGCAAGUUUGAUGUUUCUUUGGGCAAUCUUUCGGCAAUACUGCCCGUACGAGGUUCGACGUUACUUUGAAAAAUACAGUCAAAGAAUCAUGACAUUUUUCUAUCCCUACAUUAAGAUAUCAAUCCACGAGUACACCGGUGAUCGUCUCAAGAGAAGUGAAGCUUAUGCAGCUGUUGAGGCUUACCUUAGUCUCAACUCAUCAAAAUGUGCAAAAAGGCUCAAAGCUGAGAUGGGUAAGGACAGUAGUAACUUAGUACUAAGCAUGGAUGAGUACGAGAGGGUGAUCGAUGAAUUUCGAGGCGUUAAAGUUUGGUGGGUGUCGAGUAAAGUCGUUUCACCGAGUCAAUCCAUGUAUCCGCAGCAUGAAAGGCGGUACUAUAAGCUCACUUUUCACAAGAAAGAUAGGGAUAUGAUAACCGAGGCUUACUUGCAGCAUGUGGUAAGUGAAGGGAAGGAAAUUAGGGUUAGAAACAGGCAAAGGAAGCUUUAUACUAAUAGUCCUAAUUAUAAGUGGCCAAGCUACAAGCAAACUAUGUGGAGUCAUAUAGUUUUUGAGCAUCCUGCUACUUUUGAUACGAUGGCUUUGGAACCAGAAAAGAAGCAAGAGAUUAUUGAAGAUCUUGUUACUUUUAGCAACAGUAAAGAUUUUUAUGCAAGAAUUGGAAAAGCAUGGAAAAGAGGGUACCUUCUUUAUGGUCCACCAGGAACAGGAAAAUCCACCAUGAUUGCUGCAAUGGCUAACUUUUUGAAUUAUGAUGUUUAUGACUUGGAGCUUACUGCAGUGAAAGAUAAUACCGAGUUACGGAAGCUUUUGAUCGAAACGACUAGUAAAUCGAUCAUUGUGAUUGAGGAUAUAGAUUGUUCUCUCGAUCUUACUGGUCAGAGAAAGAAGAAAAAUCCAGAGAAAUGUUUGGAUGAUGAGAAAGAGAAGGAAAUUCAUCGUAAGGAACUUAAAGAGGAGGCCAGCAGUAGGGUAACACUUUCGGGGCUAUUAAAUUUCAUUGAUGGGUUAUGGUCUGCUUGUGGAGGCGAGAGACUAAUUGUCUUUACGACUAAUUACGUGGAGAAGCUCGAUCCUGCAUUGAUAAGAAGGGGUAGGAUGGAUAAGCACAUCGAGCUUUCUUAUUGCAGUUUUGAGGCAUUCAAGAUUCUAGCGAGGAAUUAUUUGAAACUCGAAAAACAUAAAAUGUUUGAUACAAUUCAGGGGCUAAUCAAGGAGACAGAGAUCACACCUGCUGAUGUUGCAGAGAACCUGAUGCCCAAGUCCCCACAGGAUAAUGCAGAGAAAUGUCUAUCAAAUUUGAUUCAAGCACUCCAAGAAGUUAAAGCAGCAGAAACUCUUGAUAAAGACAAGGAAGGAGAAAUAAUGGAGACUGGAAGAGAAGCAGGUAAAGAAGAGGCAGAGUACCCGAGCAAGGUCGCUGGAGUUGGACCGCAUGAAAAUGGAGAAGCUGAUAUACAACUGUGAACAAGCUCCUUCCCAUAGGUUCUUCUAUUAAAUAUUCUCACUAGCAUAAGUUUUCCUGCAAGAUUGAAGCAAUUACUAAUAGUAGAAAUUUCAAAAAAAAAAAUUACAACUCAAAAUUUAAGGCUGCUCCAGCAUUUCCAUGAAUUAUAAACAGCACAAUGGAAUUUUAUCCAUUAA